This is a messenger RNA of Lutra lutra (Eurasian river otter), 1698 nucleotides long. Its product is annotated as phospholipase A2 group V-like. The record is from RefSeq and is a predicted model, not a curated record. Gene Ontology annotation, biological process: arachidonate secretion; phospholipid metabolic process; lipid catabolic process. The coding region runs from base 242 to 655 and encodes 137 amino acids. Gene Ontology annotation, molecular function: calcium ion binding; phospholipid binding. The transcript is spliced from 5 exons. Lineage: Eukaryota; Metazoa; Chordata; Mammalia; Carnivora; Mustelidae.
AACAUCGCCCGGGCACUGUGACACGCUCCAAGGAAUCGCAGCUUCGGGACACAAGAGGCAAAAAGUCCUUGAGGGUCCUGAGGGGCAGAAAUAGGCCUUCCUGUUUGAGCCGUCAGGACUCCUGGAUCCGGCCCAGGCCAGAGCGUGGGAGGAGUGCAGAGAGGCCUUUAAAACCCAAGGGCCCAGCCCCUGUGUCUUCUGCAGGCCUGAGGCAGAGAGAAGGUCUCCCUGAACCCCAGAGAUGAACGGCCUUCUCCCACUGGCUUGGUUCCUCAUUUGUAGUGUUCCUGCUGUGCCCGGGGGCUUGCUGGAGCUCAAGUCCAUGAUUGAGGAGGUGACCAAGAAGGACGCCCUGAUGAGCUAUGGCUUCUAUGGCUGCUACUGCGGCUUGGGCGGUCAGGGGACCCCCAGGGACGGCACCGAUUGGUGCUGUUGGGUGCAUGAUCACUGUUAUGGGCAGCUGGAGGAGAAAGGCUGCCAAAUCUGGACACAGCCAUAUACAUACAGAUUUGCACGGGGACUGGUCACCUGCGGGUCUGGGUCCUUCUGCCAACAGCAGCUCUGCACCUGUGACCAGAAGCUUGCCCACUGUCUAAAGAGGAACCUGAGGAGCUACAACACUUGCUACUUAUACUUUCCCCAAGUCUUCUGCUGAUAGAGGCUUUUUUCCCCUUCUCCUAUAUCACGGAGCUCACUCAUGCUGCUGGGCUCUUUGCUGUUGGGCUCUUGAGAGAGGCUCCUGAUCUCAGCCCUCCUUCUCUCUCCAUGGCCCACGGGGCUCAGAGGAGCCCCAUGGCCACUCUUCAUGCUGCACAGAGUCCCAGGAGAGGGACUCUGCUGGUAGGACAUGGUAAAGUCAGGGUCCCUGACCUCCGCUUGUGAGCUCACCCCUAGCUCCGGGCCGGCUAUCUCCCCCUUACCCUGAAGACAGCACCACCCCCCAAUCCAGGAAGAUGCAUUUACUUUUCAGUUUCUGCAAUCUUGGAUUCUCACCACCACCCUCUAGAGAGUGUGCCAUACAAAUAUUAAAUAAAAUUUAUUCUUAAGACAAAAUCACACAGGCAUUUUCCUCUGCUCCGGGGAAUUGCCUGCACCCCUUCUCCCUCUGCCACUGGGGCUCUGGAACCCAACUCUACUGUAGACUCUCAGGAACAGAGAGUAUGGGUUCAUAAAUAGAAGCUUUUAGGGGACCAGGGGCACCUGGGUGGCUCAGUGGGUUAAGCCUCUGCCUUCAGCUUAGGUCAUGGUCUCAGGGUCCUGGGAUCCAGGCCCGUGUCAGGCUCUCUGCUCAGCAGGGAGCCUGCUUCCCCCUCUCUCUCUGCCUGCCUCUCUGCCUGCUUGUGAUCUCUCUCUCUGUCAAAAAAAUAAAUAAAAUCUUAAAAAAAGAAAAAAAAAAAAAGAGAAGCUUUUCAGGGACCAGAUCCAAGUCUCCUUUGGAGUUCAUCUCCUUACUCCUUGGGAGGGCCUCUCCAGCCAAGCACUGGGUUUCAUUCUUCCUUGAGGAGGUGGGAAGAAGAUGCUUGGGAAUCAUGCCAGCUUGGGCUUCUGGGCCAGCGAGGGUCACGGUCAAAUCCCAGCACUGGCUUCUCCAGCCGUGUGGUCUCAGGCUUGUUACCAAACCUCUCUGACUUCCAGUUUGUUUUAAAAAAGAAAUGAGCUCCUUGAUAUGAGGAAGUGGAGAUGCAACAUAGGGGGUUU